AUGGCGACGUUGCGAAGAUUUUCGGUCGGAGUUGCCACACUCCUUCUGACACAAUUCUCUCAUUCUCAAGAUAAUGCUAAUGAAAAUGAUAUCCUUGUAGUCGAUUCGCAGAAUUCCACGGCUCAGACUCCAGAAAGCGAUCAAUGUCGUAUCUGGGUAGGUAUGUCAACAAUUCCAGGUGCAGGACUGGGAAUGUUCGCAGGAAAAGACUUCGAUAAAGGGGAAUUAUUGCUCCCGGUAGGCGAUUUGGUUAUACCGAUUGUUGAUCUGGGAACUCGCCGGAAAAUUACCUUCCUUUGGAAUGACUACACCUGGGCAUCGCACUCUGGAUACUAUGGGGCAACCAAAAUGGCGGCGCAUGAAACAGACAUGGCUUCUCCCGGCUUUGGAGCUGUAGCCAAUGGUUAUAUGGAUUUUCUCAAUGUCGAUCAGGAUGGAGGGUGUGAAUACGGUCCCGAAGAAUUAGAUCGUUUGAGAGAUCCGGAAGCUGGGGCUUUCAGUUUGCAUCACAGUCGCAUGUCCCAUGCAGGACGAAAGGUCGCAAAAGGCGAAGAAUUAUUCAACAACUAUGGAAACAAGUGGUUCAAGCAACGACAGUACAAAUUGGGUGUCAUCCCACUCUGGAAGGAUCAUAAACGAGCUGAAUCGCUUUACAAAAAGUUUUCAGAAAAGCUGCUGUCAAAAUAUGAAGAUUCUAGUCUAUCUUCAGUGGUGCAAGAUUUGUGGGCCACCUUUGUGACGGACGAAAAGAAUACUUGGCAGUCAACCGUCUUCGCUGCUCUUCCUCCAAAAGAAGACUAUCAGCAAAUGGAAAAGCUUGGCCUCAAGCAAUUGAAGCGUUCACAAAUGACUCGGUCGCAAGAUUGGCUUGACAAACAUGCAUUGUGUGCCGAUAACUUCGAAUUUGGAGUGUCUACCAUUCCAAAGGCAGGCCAUGGCUUGUUUGCGUCCCGCUACUUGUCGGAGGGUUCCGCGAUUCUACCUGUCCCACUCAUUCAUAUUCCAGAGAGAUCUGUUCUGACAAUGCGACAACCCCGGAAACUCAUUGAUAUGGGACACAAACACGAGAAAUUCACCCGCCAGCAGCUUCUGUUGAACUACUGCUUGGGGCAUGUCGACUCAACUUUGGUUUUGUCUCCAUAUGGACCAAGCUUCGGCUUGAUAAACCACAAUCAGACCCGGGCCAACGUGCGACUGCAAUGGGCAAAGCCUGAAAGAAGUAAUCACUUCCCAGAGGCAUUGGAGAAGGAUGUUAAAUGGUUCACGACUGAAAAAGGUUCAAGACUCGGAAUGGAAGUUAUCACACUGAGAGAUAUUGAGCCUGGCGAAGAAAUUCUCCUCGACUACGGCGACGACUGGGAAAAGGCAUGGCGAGAGCACAAAGCAAAAUGGAGACCACUUGAGAAAUCACUAAACUAUGUGUCUGCCUACGAGAUGAAUCGACGACAAAAUAGCACAUUGAAGACAGUCUUUGAAGAAAUCAAAGAACCUUAUCCUUCAAACAUUGUACUCGGUUUUCGAGAAGAAUACAAUCACACAGGUCCGUGGAGGAAUGCAAAUGAAACUGGAACUGAUAACUUUUUCUUCAAGGAGGGUCUAUCGGACAUGACAAGUUGUGAGAUACUAAGACGUGAAGAAAUGAAUGGCCAAACGUUGUACGCCGCAGUCUUGGCUGACAGAAAUAACACGGACAAAAACGUUCUGCUAGAACAUUUACUGCGGGAAGCGUUUGAAUUUUCUGAUGCUCCGUACACCACAGAUGUCUUCCUACGAAACGCUUUCAGGCAUGAAAUAAGGAUACCAGACGACAUGUUCCCAGAGGCUUGGAAAAAUCUGCGUGAAGCAUCUGAUUUCCCCCCGCCAAAUGUGUAG
Cylindrotheca closterium is the source of this 1872-nucleotide messenger RNA. The record is from the annotation of a GenBank genome assembly. NCBI's taxonomy places the organism in Eukaryota, Bacillariophyta, Bacillariophyceae, Bacillariales, Bacillariaceae.